AUGCAUUCGAAUGCCGUUCUAACCGUUGUGAUCUGGACGAUUUUGACUUCUGAUUCUCUACAGUAUUAUCCGAAUGUAGGUUCAUGAUGCGCUCAGGCUUCUAACUAUUUGUUCUGUCGGGAAACGGUUUUGUUUGUUCGGUUUUACUGAAAACUCCACACCAGAAGCGCGUGAUUGGCAACUUUAAAACUUCUCGGACCUUGGUAACGCGAACGGUUGGGGCAUUUCUAGUGACUACUUUAGUAGUCUCAGCACUCUUAAGUGAUCCCUAGAAUCGCCCAGAAACGUCCAGAGCACGUCCGUUUCGCGUUACCAAUGUCCGAGUUCAAAAAGUUUAGAAAAGGUAUGCAAACUUUUUUGUAAUGAUUUCAGCAAUGCGGAGCGACUAGCUGCCAAAACGGACAAGUGGCGGCCGUUCCUUCCCUUCCGCAGAUCUACUUGGUGAUUUUUCUCUUCUUUUUAUAUGAAUCAUCAUCUAAACUCGGGAAUACGGAACAGUCUAUCCUUCCCGACUUGAAAGACGAGAUGGGUAGAUUGGAAUGGGUGAAGCGUUGCGUGUGCUUUAGGGGAAGACCUCGAGCUCCAAGGAGAGCCACCUUUUUUCUCCGGUUUUUGACCGUUCUGGUAAAAAAUGAAUGCUUUUUCAGCUGUACCGCUUGUGUCUUGUCUUUCAAAUAUGGAUUAGGUUGAAUUAAUAAAAAUUUCCAGUCUCUUUGCUAUAGCUGAUUCACGGCUAGCUUAUGACACACACACGCCCUUAAGGGGGCGUCGCCUGUCUGCGCUCUCCAUGAGCCAGACCAUAUCUAGUGCAUUUUCGUGGCAGGACCCUUUUCGCGCCAGCCGUGAAUCAGCUUUACUUAUGUUUUGCCGUAGGUGCUCUAAAUAUUUUUCAAUUUGCUGUAUAAUAUUUCUCUUCUAUAGACGUGAAAAAAUAGUAUUUUCUGAUUGAAAAAAGAAAAUUUUAGAAGAUUAGCCACAAAAGACGUCCGAACCUUUUUUUUCGCACACUGAAUACUAUCAUCAAUUAUUGUCUCAAACCUGAAUGUACUAUACAAAAAUGAAAACUUUUGGAUUGAAGAGAUGCGACGGGUACCGUUUCGUCGUUUGCCAAUGUCCGUCGCAGCAAACUUUCAUCGAUGGCCUUUGCUCAGCCGGCAGAUGCGUCGUUCGUUUAGAAAACAUUCUCAAUUUCCGAUAAAAUAUUCCUAGGAGAAGGACGGCGCCGCGAACUACAAACCCGUGCCAGGAGAUCCGUACAGCUUCUACCAAUGCGCUCAAGGUCGAUUUCUUUGAGGAUGGCUUUUCAGUGAUGAUUCUAGGCCGUUGGGUGGAGAUCCAUUGCAAGGACGGCACCGUUUGGAAUCAAUCGAUCGUUUCUUGCGAUUUUCCUGGGAACGUCACUCCAGCUCCUUUUUGA
This is a messenger RNA of Caenorhabditis auriculariae, 1417 nucleotides long. The record is from the annotation of a GenBank genome assembly. Lineage: Eukaryota; Metazoa; Nematoda; Chromadorea; Rhabditida; Rhabditidae.